This is a messenger RNA of Lindgomyces ingoldianus, 576 nucleotides long. RefSeq lists its product as uncharacterized. The transcript is spliced from 2 exons. The annotation marks the transcript as partial. Lineage: Eukaryota; Fungi; Ascomycota; Dothideomycetes; Pleosporales; Lindgomycetaceae. The record is from RefSeq and is a predicted model, not a curated record.
AUGACAUAUCCCCCUUCCAGCGGAAAAGGCGCCUUGCAAAAGCCAUCAUGGACGUACAACGUCAAGCGCGACAUCGACACCAACAUGAAGAAAAGUGAAUCGCUAACACCCUCCAAGGGGAAAGAUAUCAUCUGCGGCUAUGCCCAUGGCCAAAAUUACGACUCGCUGAAAUUCAUCGGACCAGAUGCGAAAUCCUACAAAUGGGUCACGCAUAUUCCCCUCAGAUCUUUGCACGGCUCCCGCUACGAUACAGUCCGCCACGCGCUGUUCGUGUCUAUACAACGCUACGGCAACGAAGACCCAUUAUAUGGCCAAAUUGUCGCCGACCACACGUUCUUCGACGGCCACGUCGACUACACCGAAGGGUGCAAAUUCACGCUCGUUUCUCUGCCCGAUGAAGCGCUGCACAUCCGCUCCCCGCACGUCGAUCCAGCGAUGGUGGUCGCCACUCUUCAGGUUCUGAAGGACUGGGAAAUGAACACGUUGAGGGAGCAGAGGAAGAAAGAUCCGGUGGGUUUUGCGGCGAGUGUGGAUAUGGCUAGGAAGGGGGAUUUAGGCAGGCUGAGUUAUUGGCGG